Molecule: messenger RNA, 840 nt
Organism: Oryzias latipes (Japanese medaka)
Lineage: Eukaryota; Metazoa; Chordata; Actinopteri; Beloniformes; Adrianichthyidae
Gene: cox17
Product: cytochrome c oxidase copper chaperone COX17
Biological process (GO): mitochondrial respiratory chain complex IV assembly
Cellular component (GO): mitochondrial intermembrane space
Molecular function (GO): copper chaperone activity; copper ion binding
Source: RefSeq, a predicted model, not a curated record
UUGAAGGUGAAGUGCUUACCGCUCCGUAUUUUCGCCUCUUCUCCACGUAAGUCGCCUUUCUAAGGUCCGGCACUCUGCUCUUUUCAUUGAAUUGAUUUAACGGAAAGAGUUGCAGCUUCAGCAAAACUCAAACACUACCGGGUUGGUUCAUUCUGGGAAGUGUUCGUACCGAUGGCUAAUGUUUGCUAACUUAGACAGUCGUUGCGCAACAGUUCUGGAGGAAGUUAUCCAACGUGCGGGCGGCGCACUUCAUCGGCUUUCUGUCUUUUCUUUCCGUCUUUUUUCUCCGGUGAGACCUAAAUGGCUCAAUAAUACCGGACUUAUCCGGUAAAUCGGUUGCUGCUGAUUGUCGCACAUGAACAUAAGAGAGGAAGCGGCAGAGCUCCACUGAUGUCUCACGUAACAUAUGGAUGUAACUGAGUGUUUCAGCCUGAAGAUGUCGUCCCUGUCUGCUGCCAGUGUGGAGCCUCCUGCCCUUGAGAGCACAGAGAAGAAGCCCCUGAAACCAUGCUGUGCCUGUCCUGAGACCAAGAAGGUCAGAGAUGCUUGCAUCAUUGAAAAGGGAGAGGAAAACUGUGGCCACCUCAUCGAGGCACAUAAGGAAUGCAUGAGGUCUCUGGGGUUUAAGGUGUAACUGCUGGUGUUUUUGUGUGAGUGCGGCGUUGAGUGGAAGAAGACCUGGAUAUUCCUUUUUCACCCUCUUAUUUAUACCUCCACUGCAAGGGAAAUGUGAUUCCAAGCACUUGGCCUGAUUUGAGAACUCUUUUUAAGUCUGUGUUUUUUUCUGUGUGAAUAUUUAAAAGGUGGUCUGAAAAUAAAGAGAACUCCUAUGCAAUAAGA